UGGAUUGCAGCGCGGUCCAGUCUGCUGCUGGAGGAGCAAACCUGGCAACCUGGCAGCUUGUACGGAGACCGAUUGGCAAUCUGGCAAUGCGGAAAUAGAUCUGGCACCCCCGAGCCUGGACUGAGGAGAGAGGCGUGACAGAGCGAGUAAAGAGGAGCGGGGUUUGCAUUUAGAAAGAUAAAAUAUCCAACUAUUUCUUUCCGAUUAGCUUUUUUUGUUUCUUAAUUAAAGUGCUCAGGUGCGCUCUUCUGCACCAGCUGGGAUUUUUCCAGCGUUUGUUUUUCAACCUGACAAGUCUGAGAAGAAGGAAAGAAGAAGUGCGCGUUUCAUCGUUUGGAUUCCGGACUUCUUUACUGACUUUUCCUUUUCUGCGUCAAGCAUGGAUGUUUUGGCGAAUUACAGUAUUUUCCAGGAACUCCAACUCGUUCAUGACACUGGUUAUUUCUCUGCGAUGCCUUCCCUGGAGGAGAACUGGCAGCAGACAUGUCUAGAGUUGGAGCGAUAUCUACAGACGGAGCCCAAGCGGCUCUCGGAGAUCUUCGACGAGGAGCUGGACUGUCUCUUAAUGCCGAACUUCAUGCAGGGUGGGGACAGCGACGAGGAGCUGAUGGACCCGCUCCUCCCCAGCCUCCCAGACCAGCCCAGCCCGCCCCCUCUCCUGUUAACCCUUCCCAAGGUCCAGGCCAAAAUCCUCCACGUGGCCAGCAAGACCCAAGGCGAGGCAGGAACUGAAACCCUCUCACCGAAGGACCAAGUCCUGGCAGGAGUCAGUGCCGCACAGCUCAGCGCCGCGGUGACCUCCCUAACACCGCCUUCGUCACCAGAGCUCGGUCGCCACCUCGUCAAACCCACACAAACACUGACUGCGACGGCAGACGGCACACUAACGCUCAAAUUUGUGGCGAAGAAGGUAGGGUUAGGAGCAGCUAAACUGGUGGCAGCACGAGCGUUACCAUCGCCGCCGAGCCGAGGAGGAGCCCUCAGCGACGGAGAGCAGGGAGGAGGAGGAAGUCUGGGAGGAGACAUACCAGAGAACAAGAAGAGAGUCCACCGGUGCCAGUUUAAUGGCUGCAGGAAGGUUUACACCAAGAGCUCCCAUCUGAAGGCACAUCAGAGGACUCACACAGGUGAGAAGCCCUAUAAGUGCUCAUGGGAGGGCUGUGAAUGGCGUUUUGCCCGCAGUGACGAGUUGACACGACACUACCGCAAACACACCGGAGCGAAGCCAUUCAAGUGCAACCACUGCGACAGGUGUUUCUCUCGGUCGGACCACCUGGCUCUGCACAUGAAGAGGCACAUCUGAGGGCAGAAGAAAAAGGAGUGGGAGAGGGGAAGAAGCACGAGGAGGAAGAGAUAGGAGGAGAGAGGGAUGGGCAGUGGAGCUACCAACCGCCUGCCUCAUUCACCCCCUCCAUAAACCAGUCCGAAACAACGACGCCUGCAGGGCAUCCAUCUGAGGGGGCCGUAAAGAUCAAACGGACUGAAGGCCCUCUCAUUGGAGACGGGGAUAGGAGGAAUACGAGGAGUAGCUAGAUUGUUGUUUUUCUUUAAAAUUACACACUCGCACACUUGCAAUAGUGAACACGCAACACACUCGUCUUUGAAUGCAUCAUCCCGGUAAAUCCCAGUUGCUCUCAUGUGGCUCUGGAGGCUUGGACACUGCCAAACCAACAUAAACUUAACUUGCUUAUUUAAACAUUACUCCGCAUUUUUUCUUUUUCUGUAGUCAGCGUGUUCAAACCAUAAAGUCACUUUAGGUGAGGAGAUAGUUCAGUGGGGAAACUUAAAAUAUCCAUGUAGUCAGUUCUUCGUGUUUUACCGGCUUUUAAAAUCAUAUACUCAACUUUCUUGUUUGUUUUGUGUUUCUCAUACACGAAACAUAAGAAACCAUCAUCUGCCGCAGUCAGCUUCAGUAAUCUAUGUGAAGAAAACAACAACAAACAACAAAUCUGCAGGAGAGAGACUGUACGGAUUGACUAUAGCUGACAAUCGAACCCAGGGCUCAUCUGGGUGUUUUGGUGCACCCUUGGGACCUGGUCAGCGGGUGCUGCCACAGCUCUCAGGCUCUCCUCCAGUGGGUGUUUGCUUCUCUCACCUUCACUGAGACGCCUGCCGCCUCCGCAGGCCAUCUGACAGAAAUGCGCAGCGACACUUUCUUCCCUUUUUUUCUACUUAGAGGAUGAUAAUUCUUCUUAUUGUUGUUAUUACAAACAAUGACACUUUGUUCUUUUCUCUCUUGGAGAAAAUGUCUUAAAACUCCCUGAAUUGCUUUUGAGAAAAAAACUGAAAAACUAAGAAGACUUCAACAGAAUGUGUGGGAUGAGAAGGGGAGGGUUGUUGGUCUUUUAAUCCCCGUGUGCACCGGCUCUGCUUCUGCCAACUGUGAGCAACCAGUGGAUGAACAAAAAAAAUACAAUCACACCUACUCUCGGAAAAGGGAUUUGUAUUUUUUGGACUAAAAUAAAUGCAGAGAGCAGAGAGGUCUUCAUUUUGUAUGCCUCUCUUUCUGCCUGCGAUUCACUCCAGCUGAAAUACAAAACCCUUGCAUUACACUUUGUGGUCUUGCACUCUACCGGAGUGAGGCAGAGAACUCGCUAAAAACUUGGAACCCGUUUUUCUUAUUUCUUCGCUUUUUGUUCAUUCUGAAAAUCAUCCUGGAGCGCUUUCACAGACUCUGAGAUUUCAUCUUUCCGGCGGCACUGCAGGGCAUGAACGUAGGAUGAGGAGCUGCAUUUCAGUAACUCACGUGGGACUUAAGACACAAACCACCCUUUGUGUGGUGGUGCCGAAUAGAGACGGUCACCUCAGCCCGGUCAAAUUUGCCUGUUUUCGUAUCCAUUGACUGCACUGAAUUUUUUUCUAUGUUAUCUGUGCUUUUUUUCUACAGCUAAAAAAGGAACACAAAGAAAAAAAACUCAUAAAAAGACUUGAAAAAAUACGACACAAAAAACUAUUCUGUCUCGCACUACACAUUGUAUACAGAACAACCACACAUACUCCUUCAACUCACACACACACACACACUCACAAACACACACACACACACUGCAGACUUACACUGCAAUUUCUUUGCUCACGGCUCCUCUUGAGAUAAGACUAAUAAGAUUUAGGAAAAUAAUUAUUUAACUGAUGAACAGAGUUGGAAAACAAAACACUGCAUGGCAGGCUUUAUUGCUAACACACAUACACACACACACACACUUCCUGAAAUUAUAUGUUCUGCUCCCAGAUCUUUUUUCACAGUAGGAAUUUAGCAAUUGUUGUUUGUAGAAGAGUAUCUUAGCUCUCGGCUGGAGGUAACAAACGACUUCAAUCUUUUGAAGUGAGAAAUCAGCUUGUUCUCAGUUCCAACAAUCACCCACAUAUCCCUUGCUACAGUUUGUGCCUCUCAUUUAAUCAGCGAUUUUACUUCAGAAACUCUGGUUUAAGUGUUGGUUGCAAUGAAGGGUGUAAACCAAAUAUUUCACAAAUCUACAGCAGGUCUUUAAGCAAAACAGGUCAAUAAUCCUCACCAACCUCUCUAUCCUUCAUCUAUAUACAGUGAAUUAGAAUGUAUUUGCCCAAACAAAAAUAAUUACUAGAAUUAUUACAUGUGGCUCCUGGUUAAUAAAGAUUUUCAAUUAUUGAAAAAGCAGACUGGGUUGUUGGAGGUUUGAGUCAUAUGUUCCGGUUACACCAUCAAUUAUGUUGGUAAAAUUGUGCACAAAAUCUAACUCAAUGAACAGAAUCAUGACAGUUAAAUAUUUUAAAUUGUGGUCGAAAAGUUAGUCUCUGUUUGGACAUUUUGCUUGGUCACACCAACUAACAAAAUAAUGAAGUAAAUAAACUAAUUUCUUCAAAAAUCAAACAUCACCUACUGGUUCUUCAUAGCUAAAUGCAUUUAAUUGAUCUAUGACCUGAACUCAAUCAGUAAUGCUUAAAUCUCUGAUGGAAAAAAAUUGAAAAUGAGAGGCAACAACUUUGAGGAGCUCACAUCCACAACGCCUGCUUCCUUUGCUUAAUGGUUGCAGAAAAAUAAACUUGCCUUGCAAUCUGGGCAUUACUGAUACCGCCGACAUCAACACCAACACUGACGCUGCUGCUCCAUCCACCCACCACCAACAUCAUGCCCUGUAGCGCAUGCAAACAUCCUCGUUGCUGCUGACUGCUGCAGUUGGGUGAGGGUGCAGGGAUCCUGAAGCUGGCGGGGGGUUUCACAUCCCAGCGUGCCCAGUCAGUGUGCCAGUUGGCCUUGCCCGACUUCAUUAGGUGAAGCAGUGAAAACACUCCCCUUAGAGGGUUUAUGGUGCAGCUUUGAACAAUCGAUACCAAAAACCUCCAGCGUGGAACUGCCCUUUAGCCACGGGCAGAGUCUCCCCGCUCAGGAGAGAUCAGCGGGAGACUGCCUCCAUAUGAGGCCUCUGUGUCCAGCGGCAGCUUUCUCUACUUACUCUCUGUUUCUGCUAAAUACAGCGCAAAGCAACCCACUAGGAGAUGAAUCCAGUGUUUCAAUUUUUAUUUCAUUUCUUUGUUCUGUUACAAAAGCUAUAUCGAUGGUUGUUUUCUUCAGCUUGGAUGAUGCAAAGUCAUGCCAAUAUGUUGAGACAUGCAAUGGGAUGUAGAAAGAGCCCUCCAAUACAGGACGUACAAUCAGAGGGAUGGGGAUCGUAGCACUUUUGUGGGGCUUUUGAUGGCAUGAAUGUGUAUAUGUGUGUAUGUGUGUGUCCCAAUUAGGCAUACUGUGAGGGGAGCAGGGAUUCAGCAGAGGGGUUGAUAACAGAUUUUUAACUGCUGAACAUGUGUGGGAGAAAUGUUGCUUGAUAUUUUCGCUGUUUGUAAAUGCUUUUAAACUAAGCAAUGGCUGACAAUUUGUUAAUUAGGUUUUGUUCAGACCCUUCAUUUGUUCAUUAAUUCAUCCAUUCAUUUAUUCAUGAGAUUCAUUCAUAGUCCGAGAGCUGUAAGCUUGCACUUCAUUUAACGACGCUCUCAAAUGAAACUCCUCUCUAUCAGAAUAGUUUAAAUUACACUUGAUGCGUUUCUCAGAAUAAAAUCAAUAAUACACAUUUUUCAUAAGAAAUAUCAAAACCAUUUCAUACUCGUGCUAUUUGCUGAGCUGCUAAAACCACAAGAGAAUAUACUUUAUAGGGAACUGAGGGGAUUAGUCAGUGUCAUAUUGACCUAAAACUCAAAUUAAAUAAUGAUUCAAAUGUACCUGCUUCUUUAAAAAGAAAACAAUUAAUAAACAACAAAAACAUUUGCUUCAAGUACACACAGUACAGUGAUAUAUAACACAUUGAACAAGUUUGCCCCAAACUAAAUACAUUGUUCAUAUAAAGAAUAUAUACCAUUUCAGAGCAUACAUUAAAAUUGUAGCACUGGCCAGCAACUAAAAUGUCCUUCUCCCCUUUAAUUAAAAUGUUUUGACAUCUAACAGAUCUCAAAGUCAGUUUGGAUACAAUUUCCCGUAUUGUUCUCUUUGUGUAGAAGCAGGUUCUUGUCACAGUGUUGCUCUGGGUCUCUCAGGGUCCUCCAGGCAAACUAGCAGCCGUCCCACAGCUCUGAUUAGCAUUAGCACUCCAGGGUCUGCCGCUCUGGUUGCAAUUCAGCUAAUGAGAUAGCUCUGGGUCACAGGGAAACUGAGUGGUCCGGAGAAAAAUAACAACAGGGACUUUGAGCCGGACCAAUUCCAGCGCUCCUUACCCAGUGGACACAUUUGAUGUGGAAUAAACAAAAGAUACCGUUAGUAUCGAGAAAUUACAGGUGAAAUUUGUUGAAGGGAAAAAACAAUUAAAUCAGCCCCUUCAUUUGAUCUCAUGGAUUAUAGAUCAAAUAAAUGACAAUUUAUCUGCAAAGGCCCUAAGGAUAUUUUAUCCACUCUGUCACAAACCCCUCCUCCUUCACAGUUAAAGUGCCAUUCAUCUUUUCCUCCAUCUUCACCCCAUCUCCUCCUCUCUGUCCACAGCAGUUGUCCAUGCACUAUCAGCUGCAGGAUUGCUGAAUGCACACUUUACACACAUUUUGCCCAAAGAUUUGCAUAUUUGCAAGUUAACUGCUGUGAAUGUAGUAGACGUAGAGGAACUAGCCGAGAGGCAGAGAAGCAGAAAAGUAGUGUAGAAAAGAAGGUGGAGGAGAAGGGAUUGUUUUUCUAAAGUGAUGGUCCCAUUACAUCUUAAUUACCAGUACGCUCGAAGUCUUCAUGCUUCAUAACAUUCUCAGUCUCUUAUCUACUGUCAGCUGUUCACAAAUGUAAAAUAAUGUUCUCAUGGUCUUAUAGGCAGGAGUGCGGAAGCUUCAGUUUAAGUUAGCUUGUUAGCACACUGCAAAUAGUAAAGUCAUUAAAAGACACAGGAGGGCUGGAGUCUUGGGAAAUGUUAAACUGUUGAGUACAUAAGCCAAUGUUACAUCAACAAUGUAGACCAUUUCCAUACAUCCGAUGGUUACAUGGUUGAAGUCUAAAUCAAGAGGGAGAGUUCUUCUGAAGCUGUUUUCACACUGACAGGGAAGUCCACAUUUGAGAAUGGUUUGCCUAAAACUAUGAAGGUUUUUUAAAUUCUUGCUAAAUCUGCACCCUAACCAACAGUGUGAAAACAGCCUUUUGAUGUCCUCUUUGACCAGUCAGUUGUUGUGUGACAUAGUCCUUUAGAGGAAUCAGGCUUCAGUUUCCACAGUUUUCUACCAUAUCACUCUAGAAAAGGAUUGUCACUUCUGGCAGCUUUUGUAAAUAGCGUGAGAUCUUACACACAGACCGCUCUGUGUGAAACUAUGUGGCAACGGCGCCGUCUCAGACACUUCAGCGUUUCUAUAGAUCUGCUUUAGUUCACAGGAACAUUGCACUACAUCUUCAUACUUAGCUAUCGCACUCUCCAUGUGCACGCACUGCUAGCUUAGUCUGUUGGAGCACUCUGUCAAAUAUCCACUUAACAUUUGUUACACGUCCAGGAUGCACCUUACAACCAAGAACCAAUUUAUGACAGGUCCACUCCUCAUAGACCAGAGUGACAUAUUGACUUAAACCUCCACUGAAAAGCCUUUUUCAUCACUGUACCACUGGAGAAGUUUGUUCUACGUUACAAACAGUCAUGCUGGGACUUGGUUGAACUUUCUUGGUAUCUGGGACAUCCCGGAGUGACUCUGUUCGUCUGUAACUUCUGUGUUUGUCUAUGCUUAAUGUGUCAGUAUAUAAGAGAUUCACACAUCUUUACCCCUUCCCUUUGUCUGUAUAUUUCACCUCAUCCAUACCAAACCCUGUCCACCAUAACCACAAGCAGUCAGAGCCCUGUGCGGCCGAACACACUCAAAGUCUUCAGAUAU
Messenger RNA from Gymnodraco acuticeps, 7290 nucleotides. RefSeq names its product Kruppel-like factor 7b (gene klf7b). The record is from RefSeq and is a predicted model, not a curated record. The transcript has 4 exons. The coding region runs from base 380 to 1303 and encodes 307 amino acids. Gene Ontology annotation, biological process: regulation of transcription by RNA polymerase II. Gene Ontology annotation, molecular function: RNA polymerase II cis-regulatory region sequence-specific DNA binding; DNA-binding transcription factor activity, RNA polymerase II-specific. NCBI's taxonomy places the organism in Eukaryota, Metazoa, Chordata, Actinopteri, Perciformes, Bathydraconidae.